This is a messenger RNA of Periophthalmus magnuspinnatus, 5660 nucleotides long. RefSeq names its product nudix (nucleoside diphosphate linked moiety X)-type motif 14 (gene nudt14). Lineage: Eukaryota; Metazoa; Chordata; Actinopteri; Gobiiformes; Gobiidae. The transcript has 5 exons. Gene Ontology annotation, biological process: ribose phosphate metabolic process; nucleoside phosphate metabolic process. The coding region runs from base 76 to 813 and encodes 245 amino acids. Gene Ontology annotation, molecular function: UDP-sugar diphosphatase activity; metal ion binding. The record is from RefSeq and is a predicted model, not a curated record.
AGUGCGGUGACAGCAGAGCAGCAGCAGCAUCCGUGCGCCACCGAGCCUUCACCAUCCCUCACCCAGCUGCGAACCAUGGAGGAGAUUAACAACAUCCAAGUGGUCCCGUGCACAGAUUCCGACUACCUGAAGCCUCUCACGGUGCACUACAACCAGAAUGGCACAAAGAAAUCCUGGGACUACAUGAAGACCCACGACAGUGUAUCAGUGCUGAUCUUCAACACCACCUCACACUGUUUUGUCCUCGUCAAACAGUUUCGCCCAGCUGUGUACAUGUGUGAGUGGGAAAGAGGCAAGUCCCAGUCGGCCAAAGCAGCAGCAGCCGCAGCAGAGAAGAAAGAGGAGGGGGCAGCUGAGGCAUCUGAAGCCCAGGAGGGGGCUUCCAGUGCUGGGGAGGGCACUUCUGAGUGGCCCCCUGCCUGUGCGGGGGUCACAUAUGAGCUGUGUGCCGGCCUGGUGGACAAGCCCGACCUGUCCCUGGAGGAGAUAGCCCGGCAGGAGGUCCUGGAGGAGUGUGGCUACGAUGUCCCUGCAUCCAAGCUCAAGAAGAUCACUUCAUACAGGUCGGGCGUGGGUGUAACAGGCUCCAAGCAGACCAUGUUUUACGCCGAGGUGUCCGACGAUAACCGCGUGAGCGCCGGAGGAGGGGAGCCCAAGGAGGGAGAGCUCAUUGAGGUGGUCAAAAUCCCCCUACACGAAGCCAUGACAUUCGCCUACAACGAGCGUAUACCCAAGACCAUGGGCGUCAUCUUUAGUUUUAUGUGGUUCCACAAUAACAUGGCUCCCAGGUAUAAGAUCUCUACCAAUGUCUAACAGUAUUUAUUAUGUCCAUCUUUAUACUGUUUUAUGAAUCGAUGAAGAGCCAAUCACUGGUCUAGCACAUAUAUGUCCCUUUCACCACACUUUGUACUGUGAGGCUUUUUAAUACAGUGUGCAUCUGCAGACUACAGCAAGUCUAAUGUUGAAUAGAUUUAGUACGAAAUAACAUAUUUUUAAAGUUUAUUUUUUUGUUUUGGUGAUCAUGGUUUAAAGGUUUAAAGACGUACUGUACUUAAGUAGAAUUUUUAGGUUUCUGUACUUUACUUAAGUUUGGAUACUUUAUAUACUUUUAAAUACUUUUAAUAUUGGAUACUUUUUACUUUUACUUCACUACAGGUAUCUGUACUUUCUACUCCACUACAUUUUUUAACUGGACUGAAAAGUAAAAAGUACUUUUCAUGAGAUUUGGGGGGUUAUUUUUUGUGGUAACCUCCACUGAAGUUUUCAAGUUCAAGCUUCGGCUUUGAGCAAACAAAAAUAAAUACACUGAAUUUACACAAAAAAUUAAGAAAUUGAUCCGUAUUGUUACCCAAAAUAUGUGUCAUGUCAUGUUUUAAUCUAUAUCACUACAUUUACACUUUAACAAUUGUGUGAAAUACUUUUUACUCUUAAAGUACAUUUUUAAACAGGUACAUUAAUACUUUUACUUAAGUAGAUUUUUUCAUGUGAUACUUUUACUUGAGUAACUUUUUACCUCUGUAUCUGUACUUUUACUUAAGUAACAAAACUGAGUACUUCAUCCACCACUGCUUAAAGGUAAUAACUGAAAUUCAGUCUAUAGUAGCAUGAAAGAUACGUUAGUAGUAUUUGAAAUCGGCCAUUAUGGGUUUUACCACAGCAAAGUAAUGGAAUCUAGAGCAGCCAAUGACCCAUCAGCCCUGACAAUAUUAAGUUAUCUUUAGUGCACUGCAGUUGUCUUUAGUAUUGAAAAACUAAACUCGUAUCAAAACUAAAUACUCAUUUGAGCAAGUAUCGAUACUGCAAAGAAGGACAAAUUUGAGCUUUCCUGAACAGUUGUUGAGCUUUAUCAGAACAAAUAUAAGAUCUCAUUCUAAAAUAAAGAAAGUACUAUUAUUUUGUAUGUGAAAAUUACAUUCUACUAAUAAAGGAGCAUCUUUUAUCUUCAUUGUGGUAUCGAUAUCAGGUAUUGAGUGAAUUUUAGUAUUGUGACAACACUAGUGCAUUGCUCUACAUAAGAUCAGUAUAAUAAGGAAAAAUAACAUCGAAAUUAAUUUACGUAUUCAAAACAAGCUUUGUAUUUCUUUUAAGCAGAUGGUCAACCCAAAGAAAAUAUUGGCUGGAGAUUUAAGGCCAAUAGCUGUCUACCGAUACGCUAAAAAGGGCAAAUCAGUAUUUGAACAACUGACUUUCAAAGUGUGAUUCACUGAUGUGCACCGAUCUAAAAAGGCUACAAGAUAAAGUGUGGUGUCAGGGCCGAGUUCCUCACACAUCUUUGUUCUGUCUUUUAUGUCAUAUGAAUACCGCCAUAGCUUGUUUCUAUUUUGUUUGUUUUAUUUGCUUAAGUGAACGAGCCAUUUGUAUCCAUUUGUAACUUGAAGGAAAUUGGACUGGUUAGCUGUUUUUCCCUUAUCAGGGGUUGGGGCUAGCAUAAAGAGUAUCCUGACUCUUAUGGCUAGAUUUUGAGGUUAUACAAAUCAACUAGCUGAAGUUAUUCUUUUUGAAAUUUAAGACCAGCAAUGCAAAAAACAAAUGAAAAAAGUAAAGUUACAUUUUAAGUCCAUAAAACAUAAAACUCCCAUAGUAGUAUCAACAUCUAUUUACUCUCCCUCAGUCAUCUAUUUGAAACCAUUCUUCUACUUUAUAAUGGCCUUUAUUUUGAGAUUACAGACUAAACUAAGAUUUUUCUCAGGUCCAAACACAUAGUCCACGUUCAGGCUGCAUUUCUGAAUGUGAUGUGAACCAGCAGUAGGCAAUCCUGUGCUAUCAUUGUAUCUACUAAGGGCUUGUAGUUUCUAUAAUCAUCUUGACAUGCAUUAAGUUCCUUAGUGUAGAUGGCAUUGGAAUUAUGCAACUGAUAAACAGCUAAAGCAUCAAAAUUCAUUUUGGCUCCUACUUAUCAAAAGAACUACUUUUAGUAUUCACUCUAGACUCAUUAUGUGUGGGCAUUCUUGUGAAAAAUCUAGAAAAAAAAUUGACCAUUAGUUUAACAAGCAAUCAAUCUGACAAUCAAAACCCAUAAAAUAUGUUGGCCUCUCGCCCAAAGUAGAAAAACAAUACAAUUACAAACUUUCCAUUUUAAUUCAUUCACCUUUUUAGAUGUACUUUUUAUUUCACAUUUUGGCCUAAAUCUGAAAUGAAAUCAUCUUGGGAGUAACUGCCUCUUGAAUAUCCUGCAUUGCUAAAGCUAGUUGCAAGUAUUGACAUAUUUGUGUUAGCUGAAGUUGCUUGAAUCAAACUCAGUGUAUCCAUUUAUAUAGAAUAGUACUAUUACAUUUUAAAUAUGACACCAGCUACUGUUCAAUAUCAGCUGUGAAUUUUUGAAAAUGCACAAAAUCUAUUCUUCUAACCCUAUAGCGUCAUUGCCAGCUGUGCUUUUAGGGCCUUGGACAAAGCACAUGUGAAGUAGUGCAAUAAUAAUAAUGCUAUGCUCUCGCUUAGCCUAUUAUAAAAACACAGUAUACAAUAAAACUCAACGCAAAUUUAUUAUGAAAGCACCUGUACCUUGAAAUUUGUACCAAAAUUUUUAAAUAGUGUUAUCAGUUGAAACCUGUACAUUGAAAUAUGGUCUGGAAGUGGUGGUCGUGUAAAGGUGUUGGGUAUUCAACACGAAAUUACUUGAUUAUAUCUUGCUUUUUGUUUACAUAUGCCCAAUUUUUUAUGAAUGAAGUUAUAGUCUUGUGUAUUUUUCCCUAUCAAUUAUAUAUUUAGGAACUCAUAACAGGACAGAAAUUAACCUUUCCUGAACAGCUUUAGAAUGAUCUUGAGACCACUAUACGCCCAUGGACCACUACCUGGACCACUGAGGGAUUACACAGAUACCCUCAGUAUUGCCCAUCUUUUAUAUUUCUCAUACUGUCAUUUAAUGUUGAAAAUGACAUUCUAUUGUCUUUGAGUAUUCCUUAGUAUUGUGAUUGAGAAUUUUAGUAUCGUGACAACACUAUAACAGAAGAUAGAAUUGGUUUCAGUACUCAAAAGACCUAAGAUCUAAAUUUUGCCAUUAUUUUCUUAAAAGUGAAAAGUUUACAUGUGAUCGUUACUUUCACUAAAGAUAAAUUUGUGGGCUUGCUACAGAUAGAUAGAUUUAAAUGUGAAAUAUCAGUAGCAGCAAAUAUCGGUUAUCGGCCACAGCAGCAGGACAAAUAUCGGCAUCGGCCCAGCCCUAGCUUAGAGAGAUGCCAUGUUCUGAUCUGCUGAAAAUGAUUUUGAACCUUCAGGAGUAAUAGCCUGUUUUUACUUGCGCAAUUUUCUCCCGUGUAACUGUCAGUGAGUAUAAUAGGCGAUAAUGACACUGCACUGGCUGUACGCGUGGCACAGAGGAGUAACACACUUUUCACAUUGUAAAACUGGAUUUGGGCCAGACGAUCACAGAUUGUCAAAUGAAAUCAACACCAUUGUGGUCAUUCAGGUUAGGCUAGUUUUGACUUUUACUUGUUUUUCAAUGGCACUAAAUGAAUGAAUGCGUAGGUUUGGCUGGGUUACGUGCGACAUGCCACCAUAGUCAUUAGAUACUGCUGCUGUUGCAUUUUAUACACACGCAAGAGUUAGCUAUUGUGAGUACUGCUACAAUGCGAUUUCUGCAGCCCUACCCAUGAAUCAAAAUCUGCAUUGUUGCCAUAGCAAUUAACAAUUUCAAGAUAAAAUAUUUGAACUAUUUGAAACGUACCCAAAAUUGUGCCUAUUCCCCUUAUUCUGGCCACUGUUGUCAUUGGGGUUGUAUUAUUUUGCACAGGGCUGUCGAUCUUGACAUUGAAUAAGUUCUAUAGGGACUAAAGAGCCAUUUUAAAGCCUCCAGAGAAUCGGUACAGUGUUGAAUUGUUAGUGCACAUGAACAUAGAACAUUUUACACAAAUGAACCUACUUUAUAUCAGAUUUUAGGGGCAAAUUUUUCUCAUAUUCUCCAUUGAAAUGAAUGGGAUUCUCAUUUAACCGGAAGUGCCACCACAAAGAACGCAUGGUUUAGUCUCAUUUACUGCAAAACUAGAGGCUAAAGAUGCUGAAAUCCAUGAGUAGCAUCACUAGCUAGCAAGAUUAUAACGCAUUGCUACAACCUCAUAUGUAAUUAAAGGAGGUUAUCAUUUUUAUUUACAAUUCAUUUUAAUUGUCAAACUGUUUAGACGGCAAGUUAUUUUUUUGAAUGGUGAAAAGUCCUUAAAAUGGCACCUACAGUAUAAACAGGACGCUGAAGCCCAUGAAUAGCACCACUAGCUAGCAACACAACAAGUGCAUUGCUAUAGCUGAAUAUUUAAGCAAAAUAGUAUAUUACCCUAUGAUGGCCUAUUAUCUUUAAAUACAUAUCUUAGCUAAACUGUAUUGGCAAAAAUACUGUGUUUUUAAUAUUGAUUUGUAGUUUGGUUGUGCCACUAUACAAAAGCCAUACCCCCCUUAUGUUAAUACAGGAAUAAUGAUCACGUUAAAGCGUAUAUAUCAUUGUUGUCCUCGCUGAUGUGACGCUGAGCCCAGUUUGGACACUGCUACCUCCAUUUCUCAGGCACCUAAACCAACUGUCCAUUUUUAACAUUUUAAAAUUUUGAAAAUGAACUUUCGUGGCCAUGCUGUAGAGACUUCUUUUGUGCCCAAGUUAUGACAUAUCUCUAUUCAAGGUGUUGUUAUGUGUAGAAUUCUAAAAAUGUAAUAUUUUAAAUUGAACUGCAUACUUUAAG